Messenger RNA from Dicrocoelium dendriticum, 1620 nucleotides. The record is from the annotation of a GenBank genome assembly. NCBI's taxonomy places the organism in Eukaryota, Metazoa, Platyhelminthes, Trematoda, Plagiorchiida, Dicrocoeliidae.
AUGGAAGCUGCAAACGUGCUGCAGAUGCAAUACGUCCCCACGUUUCAAAGAGUCUUGCCACCAAGCGAUCUAGCAAGCUUUGUAUUCUGCUCCCCAGGACUAACCCACAUCAAUUUUACCGCAGAGGCUGUAUUGCAAAAGCCGGCUUCUCUACGCAAACACAGCUCGCCGGGUGUCGACACCAUUCGUCCAGAAGCAUUGGGAGCAUCAGCAAACCAACUGGCAGGACCUUUAGCUCAGUUUUCCCAGCACUACUUAGACCAGAACCAAGUUCCCGCCAUGUGGAAGCUUGGAAUAAUAAGCCCGAUUCACAAAGGUGGAAGCAAAACUGAUCCCUCCAACUACCGCCCAGUAACCCUUCUUCCUAUACUCCCCAAGGUCAUGCAAUCCAUAGUUGCCGAUGUACUGGUGUGCUAUCUGGAAAACUGCAACCUCAUCACUCCUGAGCAGCACGGUUUCCGUCGACAGCGGUCAUGUACAACUAAUUUACUCAUUGCACGCAGUAGUUGGACCGAGGCAGCCGAUGCUGGAGAAGGUGUUGCUGUGAUAUACCUGGAUUUUUCCAAGGCUUUCGAUCGUCUAUACCAUCGGAUACUACUAUCCAAGCUACAGCAUUACGGGAUCGGAGACCCUCUUUUAAGCUGGAUCGCUAACUUUCUAUUUCAAAGGCAAUUAGUGGUCAGAGUUCGGAGCUCUUUAUCGGACCCCAUACAAGUGGAGUGUGGUGUGCCGCAAGACUCGGUUCUAGGUCCACGUUUGUUUCUGGUGUUUAUUAAUGACCUUGCACAGGGAAUCGCUUCAAACUUCCUAAUGUUUGCCGACGAUAUCAAGAUCUGGCGCAGGAUCCAGGCGAACGCCGACCAACAUGUGCUCCAAAGUGACUUAGAUACAGUGUAUCACUGGUCGAUCCAAAACUUAUUGCAUUCCAACGUCAGUAAAUGCAAGGUGCUUUCCAUCCGACAUCAGGGCAGCUACUCAUACCGACUCGGAACGGAUGUACUGCAACAAUCAACUCUCGAACGUGACUUGGGUGUCCUGGUUCAAGAUGACUUGGGUUGCUCCAGGCAAUCGGAAAAGGCGUCCAAGACCGGGAUUCAGCACGUUGGGCUGUUGAGGCGGGCGUUUGGACAAAUAAACAGCUCCAUAUUUCGACAAAUGCUCAGUGCGUAUGUUCGCCCCCAUGUCGAAUACGCAAUUCAAGCCUGGCAUCCAUGGCUGAAACACGACCUUAAUGCACUGGAGCAGCCUCAACGCCGGGCAUCUAAGAACGUAACUGGAAUGCGCAAUCUGUCCUACCAGGAGAGGCUGCGACGACUAGGAUUGUUCAGUGGAAGCUAUCGCAGGCUACGAGGCGACCUGAUUAUGACAUACUUGAUUCUGCGCGACCCACAUCAUGUGUGCCGCCCUCUACUGCAACUCAGCAGCAAUACAAACCUGAGGGGCCACUCAUUAAAACUCGCAGAACAAUACAGUCGUCUGGAGUGCCGCAGAAAUUUCUUUUCCAUCCGUGCCUGUCACCCGUGGAAUGCUCUCCCAGAAUCGGUCGUCUCUGCACCGACACUAACAAUAUUUAAAAGACAGUUGGACGAUGCACUCAUCCACUUACACUUUGUUACUUAA